AUGGCCACCACCGCGCAGUACUUGCCGCGGGGCCCCGGCGGCGGAGCCGGGGGCACAGGACCGCUCAUGCACCCGGAUGCCGCGGCGGCAGCGGCGGCGGCCGCGGCCGCCGAGAGGUUGCACGCGGGGGCCGCGUACCGCGAAGUGCAGAAGCUGAUGCACCACGAGUGGCUGGGCGCGGGCGCGGGCCACCCAGUGGGCCUAGCGCACCCCCAGUGGUUACCCACGGGAGGCGGCGGCGGCGGCGACUGGGCCGGCGGCCCGCACCUGGAACACGGCAAGGCGGGAGGCGGCGGCACCGGCCGAGCCGACGACGGUGGCGGAGGCGGCGGUUUUCACGCGCGCCUGGUGCACCAGGGGGCGGCCCACGCGGGCGCGGCAUGGGCGCAGGGCGGCACGGCACAUCACUUGGGCCCCGCCAUGUCUCCGUCGCCGGGGGCCGGCGGGGGCCACCAGCCCCAACCGCUGGGGCUGUACGCGCAGGCGGCCUACCCCGGGGGCGGCGGCGGCGGCCUGGCCGGGAUGCUGGCGGCGGGCGGUGGCGGUGCCGGGCCGGGCCUGCACCACGCGCUGCACGAGGACGGCCACGAGGCGCAGCUGGAGCCGUCGCCUCCGCCGCACCUGGGCGCCCACGGACACGCACACGGACAUGCACACGCUGGCGGCCUGCACGCGGCGGCGGCGCACCUGCACCCGGGGGCGGGCGGCGGUGGCUCGUCGGUGGGCGAGCACUCGGACGAGGACGCGCCCAGUUCGGACGACCUGGAGCAGUUCGCCAAGCAGUUCAAGCAGCGGCGCAUCAAGCUGGGCUUCACGCAGGCCGACGUGGGGCUGGCGCUGGGCACGCUGUACGGUAACGUGUUCUCGCAGACCACCAUCUGCCGCUUCGAGGCCCUGCAGCUGAGCUUCAAGAACAUGUGCAAGCUCAAGCCGCUGCUCAACAAGUGGCUGGAGGAGACCGACUCGUCCAGCGGCAGCCCCACCAACCUGGACAAGAUCGCGGCGCAGGGCCGCAAGCGCAAGAAGCGCACGUCCAUCGAGGUGGGGGUCAAAGGCGCGCUCGAGAGCCACUUUCUCAAGUGCCCCAAGCCCUCGGCGCACGAGAUCACAGGCUUGGCCGACAGCCUGCAGCUGGAGAAGGAGGUGGUGCGGGUCUGGUUCUGCAACCGGCGGCAGAAGGAGAAGCGCAUGACCCCGGCUGCUGGCGCCGGCCACCCGCCCAUGGACGACGUUUACGCCCCCGGCGAGCUGGGGCCGGGCGGGGGCAGCGCGUCGCCGCCCUCGGCGCCCCCGCCGCCCCCGCCGGCUGCUCUGCACCACCACCACCACCACACACUGCCGGGCUCCGUGCAGUGA
This is a messenger RNA of Dama dama (fallow deer), 1356 nucleotides long. RefSeq names its product POU class 3 homeobox 1 (gene POU3F1). NCBI's taxonomy places the organism in Eukaryota, Metazoa, Chordata, Mammalia, Artiodactyla, Cervidae. The record is from RefSeq and is a predicted model, not a curated record. Bases 1 to 1356 code for a protein of 451 amino acids. Gene Ontology annotation, cellular component: nucleus. Gene Ontology annotation, biological process: brain development; regulation of transcription by RNA polymerase II. The transcript has a single exon. Gene Ontology annotation, molecular function: DNA-binding transcription factor activity, RNA polymerase II-specific; RNA polymerase II cis-regulatory region sequence-specific DNA binding.